Epinephelus moara (kelp grouper) is the source of this 1273-nucleotide messenger RNA. Its product is annotated as rho-related GTP-binding protein RhoB. Gene Ontology annotation, molecular function: GTPase activity; GTP binding. The transcript has a single exon. Gene Ontology annotation, biological process: small GTPase-mediated signal transduction. The record is from RefSeq and is a predicted model, not a curated record. Bases 143 to 733 code for a protein of 196 amino acids. Lineage: Eukaryota; Metazoa; Chordata; Actinopteri; Perciformes; Serranidae.
UUCUGGAGUUGCGAGACGGGAGCGGCUUACGAGACGAGGCUCAUUGAGAGUACAAAAGCCGAGUGAGGAAGCACGGAGGGGACAUAUGUGUUUUUGAUGCCACAUUCACGCGACAGCUAGGAGAGAGAAACGCGCAGUAGGAAUGGCUGACAUAAGGAAGAAACUUGUCGUGGUGGGCGACGGCGCAUGUGGGAAAACAUGUCUCCUGAUCGUGUUCAGCAAAGACGAGUUCCCCGAGGUGUAUGUCCCCACUGUGUUUGAGACAUACGUGGCGGACAUAGAGGUGGACAACAAGCAAGUCCAGCUGGCUCUGUGGGACACAGCCGGGCAGGAGGACUACGACCGGCUGCGCCCUCUCUCCUAUCCGGACACCGAUGUCAUUCUGAUGUGCUUCUCCGUGGACAGCCCGGACUCGUUGGAAAACAUCCCCGAAAAGUGGGUGCCUGAAGUCAAACACUUUUGUCCCAAUGUUCCUAUUAUACUAGUGGCCAACAAGAAAGAUCUGCGCAACGACGAGAACGUAAAGAACGAGCUGUCCCGGUUGAAGCUGGAGCCAGUGAAGGCAGAGGAUGGCCGGGCCAUGGCCAUGCGCAUUGGCGCAUAUGACUAUUUGGAGUGCUCUGCCAAAACCAAGGAGGGGAUCUGGGAGGUAUUCGAGACUGCAACACGGGCAGCUUUACAGAAACGGAAAACACCGUCAGGGAGCUGUCUCAAAUGCUGUGUUUUGAUGUGAAUCGACGCUGAUUGAUUGUCUGGAGAGCCGUGACGCGCAGACGUGACGCUUCCCACCGUUGCUGGGAUCUGUGUCUGAACAUGCACGGGCAGUGGCCAUGGUUUGGAUACUCCCAUGUAACCAGGCGACCUUGAUUCAACCCAAACCAAUGACUGCAUACAAGUUGUUUUGAACACACUUGAUGAACAUCUGAUAUCGGGGCUUGUGUGUGUUUGUGUGAAAUGCACUGGUUACAGCAUGUUCUUUGUGGGGUCACAUGAUCCCAGUCUGACAGGUGGAGGGGAGGGGGGGGGGAGAAAAGGACAAACUACAUGUCAGUGGACGCCUUAUUUACCCACCCUUCUAAUCUAACGUGGACAUGUCCUUUCCCAAAGGCCUGCUUUAGAGCCACGGUUUCAAUUGCUCACUUUUUUUUGUGUGUGUGUGUGUGUGUGUGUGUGUGUGUGUGUGUGAAAGUGUUUGCAUAGGCCACUGCCUUACUGCCAAGGCUACAGGCUACUUUGUUAUAAUCAAAGCAGUUAAAAAGUUGCACUCGUUAUU